CUGUUGUGAUAGCUGCCUUGACGCAGCUCCAUACAGAUGCCUGCCAUCACUGUACCUGGAUGAGACGCUCCUGCAUCCAGCUGGGUUUCUCGCACCGUACCGCCGUGUGUCAGGCAGGGGACAGGAAAGGAGGACCGGGCGGCCGGGGAGAUACUGAACCAUCGGGUACCGUGGAGGCUGGAUAAAAAGAUACAGGUGUCCGACGAGACCCGGUUGCUGCCUGGCGACGAGGAAAGGGGGGUCUCUCCGCAUCUGUUGCCUGGGUGAAUUCAUUAACACGUUAGCAUCAAGCUAGUUAGCCUAAUUUGCAGGUACAUAACACAACGAGGUGUAAGUCACCGUUACACCGAAAAUCACGAAUGUCAUCUUUGGUUUUUAGGUGACAGCGCUCGACAUGAGUCUUUGGUAAAAACCGGUUUCCGUUACGGGGCUAUGUAUUAUGUUUAGAGGAAAGGACGGACCUAAAGGUGUAGGAAUGGGUUUCAUGUAAGUAUAGGGAGCUAACGGGAGCUAGCAGGCUAGCUUCAUGGACACAGUGGUAGGCUAUGCGGCUGCUGCAGCCCGCAGCCUGUAGCUACACCCUGCGAGCUAACAUGGAGUCUAUGUUCCGCAUGAAGCCUCACGGUGUCACAUGCAUGCAUACAAUGAUAACAGGGCAUUCGAUAGUCAGCUAGAAGGCCGACGCGAAAAUGGAGUCUUUUCUGCAGAUAGCCCCCCAUUCACUGGCUAUAGUACUGUCCAGGGUUGGGGCUGGGGAUGCGGGGGGGGCGGCCGGGGUGUCAGAGAGCGAUGCGCUGCCGAGACACCACACCGGCUAUGAGAUUUUUGCCGACUUUAAAGCAGAAAAUACCCAGCAUCAUGUAUGGAACCAGAGGAUUACUGAGGCUGUGUCCGAGACCUUCUUUCUGGGAUGGAUAGAUGAGCAUGUGCUGCUGAUCCAGGGGAAGGAGGACCACCUAGAGGUGCUGAGGGAGGGAUGGAUGCGGAGGUCCCUCAAUCCGCCACGAGGAUUUACCAUCAAAUACCUGGGUGAUGUUUCACCCAUCAGUAUGUCCCCCAUCAGCCAAUCCCAGUUCAUCCCUCUGGGAGAAGUGUUGCUAUUGGCUAUCUCUGCUAUGAACUCUGCUCACAAGGCUGUCACUCAGGAGGCCCUCACCGAACACCUGCAGACAUGUUUCCCAGGUGUUCCCACACCAACAGAGGAGGUUCUGCACCACACGCUAAGCAUGCUGGUCCGUGAGCGGAAGAUCUACCCAACCCCCGAUGGAUAUUUUAUCGUAACCCCCCAGACGUACUUCAUCACACCGAGCCUAAUCCGAACCAGUUCCAAGUGGUACCACUUAGACGAGCGAUCCGCUGACCGCCACCAACAGCAGCAGCAGCAGCACCAGAACCAGCAGCAGCAGCACCAGAACCAGCAGCAUCAGCAGACACAGUGCACCUCCCCCCUCUCUGGCACCAUCACGCCCUCCACCUCUGGAGCCGUACGAGAACGAACACACCCAAAGUCCAGCCAGAACCACAGUGGGGGUGGAGUUGGGGAUCCUUUUUACAACAACAGUUACCGUGGAGACGACCCCCCUAGCCACCACACCACCCUGCAGCGUCGAUCUCCCAAAGACCACCGGGAAGCGUACUCGUCUCCGCAUUCCCCGCAUACCCCUCCUCAGCCAGCAGGAAGCAACGCAGAAAAGAGUCGCAGCACCCUUGGGUUCCCCUUCAAGACGGACACGCUCACAAAGCACCGAAGUGGGGGAGGGGGAGGAGGAGGGGGAGAGAUAGAAAAACCAGCAGGUGGAGGAAGUGGGACAGGAAGUCGGAAAUUUGGUUUGAAGCUGUUCCGUCUAAGCUUUAAAAAGGACAAGACCAAGCAGCUGGCCACCUUCUCUGCACAGUUCCCGCCUGAAGAGUGGCCGCUGCGGGACGAGGAGACGCCCAGCCAGCUGCCCCGCCAUGUGGAGAUGGAGAUCAUCCGCAGAAUCAACCCUGACCUCACGGUGGAGAACCUCGCCCGGCACACAGCCGUCAUGAAGCGCCUCGAGGAAGAGCGUGCUCAAAGGAGCAAAGCGUCGUCAGCCAAUCAGAGCUCAAGGAGUAGGAGAAGUGGGGGGAGACACAGGAAGCAGUCUCAGACCAAACUCAGUCGCUCACAUAGCAAGACGAGGGCGUCCCGCGGCGAGCCGAGCGACCUGGAGCUGGACCGGGACUACAGAGCCUACUCGUCCUCGCUGGCUCGAUCACCUAGGGAACACGCCCUGGCCAUGGAUCGGCAGCGAGCCCGCCUCCACCUGGCACACAGCAACCCCAACAUCCUGGAGUCCUCCCACCUGCCUGUUACACCAGAGUGGGAUGUGUCCGGGGAACUUGCCAAGCGGCGCACAGAGAUGCCUUUCCCAGAGCCGAGCCACGGUCCAUCAGCCCACCACUCCAAAGUCCACCGCUCCCACUCCCACACCCAGGAGAGGAAAUCGAGAAACGAGCGCAGUGACAAGGCCAAGGAGCGCUCCAGGUCCAUGGACAAUUCUAAAGGACCUCUUGGAGCAGGGUUGAUUGGCCCACCUGAUUAUUACGACGAGCGGAGCCGGUACUAUACUGACGAUGGCACACUGCGAGCCAAUCAGAGCACUUCUCACUACUCUCGUGCCACCCCCCCCUCGAAUAAACUGCCUGCAGAUUCUCUGGGGUUGGAUGGUGGCAGGAGUUUAGAGAAGAGUAAGAGCAGGGACACCCUGCCUGCAUACUCACCCAAACCCCUGCUCUGCGCCCUCCCACCCGACGAUUACUUCCAGUGCUCAGGGUCCUCGGAGACGGCUCUCAUAGCAGCAAACUCCCUGGGGACCCUGGGCAGGAGCAGCCAUGAUGGACUGAAGCUAGGCAGCGCUGACAGACAGACACCCCAUCCCCUCGAAAAUAAGGAGGACUUGUCAAAGUUGGGUCCUAAGGGUGGCAGUCUGCCUCCAAUACCCCUCUCCCUCCCUGACCCCCCUCUUCCUAAUGGCAGACCUCCCCACAGUGCCUCCUCGGGUCAGGAGAAACGUAAGGAAAUCUUUAGUAAAGACACACUCUUCAAACCCCCUCCCAGCCUCCCCCUGCCUGGCUACAGCUCCCUUAGAAAAGCCCCGGCCCUCGCCUCCUCUACUUUGUCCUCGUCCUGCGAUGCUCUGGAUUCCCAGGAGGCCUAUGAUGCCCCCAAGCCUCUGGUGGCCACACCGUCCGCCCCCCCACAGGGGAUUGAACCCACUACCAGUGCUGCAGAGGCCUCCUUUGACUACUACAAUGUCUCAGAUGAUGAUGAACUAGAGGAGGGUGGGACUAAAAGUCGAGGAGGGGCCGAGAAUGCUGGAGGGGGUGUUGCUGGGAUGGGAGGCGGGGGGGCAGGGACAAUGCAGUGGCUGUUGGAGAGGGAGAAGGAGCGGGAUCUACAAAGGAGGUUUGAAAGAACUCUCACCUUCCCUGGUGUUAAAGAAACCCUUCCAGAGCCCAGUCAGAACCAGCAGUCGGCCCACUCUGCUCGACUGGACAGCAUGGACUCCAGCUCCGUCACUGUGGACAGUGGAUUCAACUCACCACGGACCAGGGAGAGCCUGGCCUCCAACACCUCCUCCAUAGUGGAGAGCAGUCGUCGGCAGAACCUGGCUCUGAGCCCGGGACACCUCGGCAUCGCCACCGGCACGGGCCCCCCCUUCUCCUUCCGCGCCAUCCCAGAACCUGCAGGCACCCAACCGGAGAAACUCCAGAAGCCUAGCGCCUGCCUUGCAUCAAUCACCAGUGUCUAGGAGCAGGACUGAGGCUGGGUGCAGCACUGGGACCCCCCCCCCCCCCCCCCCCCCCCCCAAAGGACUGUUACAUCUACAGACUGCGGAACUGAACCAGUGUGCUGCCACAGGCCCGCUGUGGAACUACAGCUAUUAACACACACACACACACACACACACACAUUCAGACAGACACAAACAGAGCGGUUUAGGCCAACAGGAAACUGCUCUCGCUCUUUCCUUUCUCACAAACACACACCAGGCCACUUGGCAGACUCUGACCAUGUCAUUAUACAGCCUUUAGUUUACACACUACUGUUGUGUCGUUCACUUUCACGUGGGUACUAGUGUGUGUGUGUGUGUUUGUGUGUGUGUGUGUGUGUGUGUGUGUGUGCGUGCGUGCAUAAUAUGUAAUCUCAGGUCAUGUUAUAUCCACUCUCAUUCCAGCUGCUCCAGAUCAGUGCAUCUCCCUCUAGUGGUGUCUCGUGGUGUCACACACUGAAGAGGCGCUGCUCCUCGUACUGUUACUGAUGGUACACACACACACACACACACACACACCACUGAUCCAGCUGACUCACCUGUCUCUGUUAGCGCCUCUCUAAACUCACCACUGGCAGACACUUUGCAAGGUGCAGCGCCACAACAAACGACACUGAAUACUCCACCACUGCUCCAAAGUGCAUCAACAAUGUGAGGGGAUAGAAAAGCUUUUUUACUGUAACUCAUUGAAGCUGAACAUGUCUUGUAUCUGUUGGAUGCCAUGAUGCCCGUGUGACUGCCUGAACACUGCAGUGCUGUCGAUGUAUGGACAGCUCCAGGGAGGACACGUUGAUUCCACACUGUUUGGGCUUUGAUGGGGACACAUCUUCUUCCACUUUCUCUGUUAUGUUAGCCCUCAUGUCCACUGGGUGCAGCUUCUUCCUGUUCCAGCUCUGUCAGGACAGGGGCCGCCGGUCACACACUCUUUUCCCGCCACUAUCAGAACAGAUAAGUACGGUGGCCCAGAGAGCUCAAAGUACUGCACAGCUCUCAGGGCCACAGUAGAGAAUACUUUAUACAUUUCUGAGGAGAACUGUACAUGUUAAAGCAGCAUAGAGAAAAACAAAUAGACACUAUUUGAAAGAAAUACUAAAUAAAAUUGCCAUGACAUCAAUAAAAAGGAAUAUUCAGAAUAUACAUACCUUACACAAAGUAAACGAGUUUAUAUAUUGUAUAAAUGCCUAUAUUUAUUAACAUUGAACCUGAAUCUAAUAAUUAACGACAUGCUGCAUAUUGUUAUUUUGUCUUAAUGUACAUAUGGCAAAACUAUAGUAUUUCUUUGUUAAUAGAGCCACUUUGCAGCGGUGUUCAGAUAUAAGCUCCUGAGGUCCUAUACUGAUCCAUGCUGAUCUAAACUGAUAUAGACCAACGUUGACACGUCAGUAGACGCUAUUAUAUUGAGUUUAUUCACAUUUAUUCACUUUCAUUACAUUGGCAAACAGUUGUCAAUGAGCAGCUACGUUUACACUAAUACCUGAGUAAGGCCUUCAGGGUUUCUGAACUCUUCAGCAGCUCGGAGGCUGGAAACCUCAGAGCAGGAACUCGAUCAACUUGUAUGACUCAAAGAGCACACAGAACAUUUGAAAAGAAUUAGUUUGGUUUCCCACCAUUGCUUCUAUUUCUAUCUGGUUGAAGUGAGAGGAAGUGUGAGGCUGCAGCCAGUGGACCUGAGGAGCAGCAUUAUCCCUGCUCAGCUCCACAGCUAAGCGUUGCUAAGCUAACAGUGAGUUGCUUCUGUUUGGGAAGAGUUGGGAUUUUUUAAAGCAGUAAAUAUCACUGACCAGUAAUUGGUUAGUACAUUUUAAAUGAAGUGAAAUUUGGAUUCUCUGCAUCAGGAGUACACGUUGAUAAGGAGCAGCUGUGUGGCACUCGCGGGGCUGAGCGUCCAACAGAGAAUAUGAGAUCCACAAAACUCAUCCAGACCAGUAUUCUACACAACAAGCAGGGAUGUGACUUUGUUUUGAUUUCAGUAUUUCUUUAGUUUACAUUCAUUUACAUUUCUAUCAAGUUCAUGACUACUUGAGUUUUCUUCAAACUGUUUGGAUUAAAUCCUUGAGCCACUCUCACUCCUGGUGCUAAAAUGUAUUAUGGUCAGUGACGACCAUGAUAAUAGUCAUAAUAAAAAGGGUGAUGAGAGAGUUGGAAUAUAGUAAAGGGUUGCUUUCACGUGUAUAAUAUGUUUCACCUGCAUACUUUGGCAAUGGCCAUUUCGUCCCUUCUGUAAAGCAUGGGUGACCCGGCCUGGGAUUACAGUGAAGGAUGCUGGGGCUCCGCUGACGAUGGCAUGGGGGGGGGGGUGGAAUGAGACCACAUUCCAAAUGUAUGGUCUCAUUUUAACCAGUUCUGCAGCCCUAUGGGUCAAUUGUUUCCCAUCCUCCUAUAGGCUCAGAGAGCUGUCCGUCAUCUCGUCAUAUUGGCUCCUCUACAACUACCUCCACAGCAGCAAAAACACAGCCCGUCCUUUCUACUACACACUGUCAUCAGCCUCUAGCCUGUGAAUGUCUGCAAACACACACACACACACACUAACAUGCUACACAUCAAAGUGCUGGACUCCCUAUCGUUUCCCUUUCUUCACUAACAACAUUUCUUCUUAUGUUACAUGAAAGCAUUGUGGUUCAGCUGCAUCCCCCCCCCCCCCCUGUCCUGAUCCUAAAAGAGGAACGUAGACCCAAGAAGUGUUGGCCUUCUCACCAAUGUAACAAUAUGUCCUGACAUACAGCUAUGCAAGCUAGACCGCUGUGACGAGGCACAAAGAAGUACAAAUCAGAUCCAGUGAGGAUGCACACAGGAGGACUCCACGUCUCCAUGUGCACACACUCUGUCGGUCUGCAGGACCCCCAGACCUGAGCUGCAGGGGAAGGGACCCUCAAAGUGUAUCUGUUAGUAUCCAUCAGCGGUUUAGUAUGCCUGGAACAAACUUUACUACAACGUUGUCUGACCCCCCCCCCCCCCCUCUUUUAGUGAUCUCAAUUUCCACACUGGGAGUUCUGAGUACCAUCUUAAAGGUUUACUGUUUCCUGAUCAAACACCUACAUUGAAGUUUACUGACUUUCCCAAAGGACUGAUGUUUCUGUUCUUGAAAUAUGAUCACAGUUCUAUCAAUUUUGUAACCUCUGUUCUACAAUUGAAAGAUAUUUACAGUCUGCUCCAUAGCUGUUCAUGGUUUUUACACCCUCAGGGUGCUAGGUACUAAAAUCCAAUUGGGGACCAAAACACCCAGGUGUCAGUACGCCUCAGCUCUCUGUUCUGGCAUUAUAGCCAACGGCCUACAAUGUCAACAGGCUUCUGAUGCUGAUUAAAGGCAGAACAGGUCCAAUCACAAUGAUACCAUCUUAUCCCCUAAUCUAUCUAUUGUGUGACUUCAGAAAGAUGUUCUGUUAGUCAUGGUGGAGUCUCUGUUCCACUUUUUCCAUUGAGAGGAGCCCACUACCUACAAAUACUCUAUUUCCAAACCCUAAUGUACCACUAAUCAUUGGUGAACCAUAAUGUGUAUACGCCCCAGCUCAGGAGUUCAGCUCCGGUUCCACAGCCACACUGGGUUCUUGUCCCGGUUCCACCAGGAGAACAGGGCUAUAGUCCCCUGCCUGGUGGGGGUCAUGGGUUCCCUUCAUUUCUGUCUGACGAGUGCACUGCCCCUCCCGACGUCCUCCUGCUACUGUCUGGUCCAGUGGCCCCCCAUCAACCACACAGUCCUGUAACCCCCCAUCCCUUUUCUACACUGACAGUCCAUAAAAUGUCUUCCCUUAACAUCGGCGGUGGUUUAUGAAAAUGGCGGUUCAACAAUAACAUUGUUUCUAAUGGUGACGGUAUGUCAUACCUGUAAAUGAUGUUUAUCUGUCAUGCCUAGUCAAAUAAUUUAAACAAUAAAAAGAGGGAUUUUUUAAAAAUGUCUAUAUUAUCUGAAAGUCCCUUUGAUGUGUAGUUCUGGUGUUACCGUUGUUGUAGUGUAUGUGAUACCCUACUGGGAUUGUGUUACUUUUUAAGAUAAUAAAAUAACAAUGUUUGGUUAAA
Molecule: messenger RNA, 7811 nt
Organism: Trematomus bernacchii (emerald rockcod)
Lineage: Eukaryota; Metazoa; Chordata; Actinopteri; Perciformes; Nototheniidae
Product: storkhead-box protein 2-like
Exons: 4
Coding region: 690-3776 (1028 amino acids)
Biological process (GO): positive regulation of transcription by RNA polymerase II
Cellular component (GO): nucleus; cytoplasm
Molecular function (GO): RNA polymerase II transcription regulatory region sequence-specific DNA binding; DNA-binding transcription activator activity, RNA polymerase II-specific
Source: RefSeq, a predicted model, not a curated record